AUCAUUAGGGGGACCUGUUUACCGAACUCAGGGUAACUUUUUUCUGUAGAAUCAUUAUAGCUGUAACUUAGAGCCAAGUUAAGAGUAAGUUCGUCCUAUACUUGGAAAAAAUGAAAACGGAUGUAUUACCUCAUCUAACACAAUGAAGUGUCUAUGAUGACGGAAAGCUGGUGCGCUUGCGUAGACACUCACCCGACAACAAAGAUAACAACAGAUCAAGAUGAACCCUCGGUACACGACGACCUAACAAAAUUAGUCAAGAUAAGAUAGACAAGACAUUACUAACCACACACCGGGGAAAGUCAAUGGUUACAGAAGCAGGGAAGACACAUGGUAGAACUAGACAUAAUUGUAAUGUAAUGUAAUGUAAUUCAAUAAAAUGGGUAUUUGAAGUAAGGUUUCGUGAAAAGUACACGUAACAAUCUAGCUAUAUACAAAAAAAAAAACAUUUUCAAGAAUAGGGAUAAAGCAGAAUCACGGAUAAACUACAUAUAUCAGGGAUUCCAAACUUUUCUGGUGCUGUGUAUCUAUUUCAUACAAGUUUUUGUCGUAUUCAAAGGUAAUGGUAGCACACCCCCCUGCUGCUUUCUAAACAUUAACUCAUCUUUCUAUGCAUAAACGAUCUUUGGAGCUGCCUUCGCUUGAUUCUAGAAGGAAGCACAGUCCGCGGAUGUCACCAUCAUCCCCAGGAUUAGGCGGGGCUCUCUGAUAGGUGUGGCUGGCUGAAUGCUCAGGGAAGUUUGGCUGUCAACCUGUAGAUUGGCUUCACUUCAUAUGAGCAUGACAUGAAUGAGAGGAGUUAAAAAUCUAAGUAGCUUAAACAUGAAGUGAAUGUGAUUGAUAAUCUCGUUGACCAAGCUGUGAAAGUGUGACAACGGGACAUUUCGGCGGAGAAUAUAAAGACUUACUAAGAACCAUGGGCCUCCUGCAGAUGAUUAAAUCCCAGUUCUUGUGCCAUCUCUUCGCCGGCUAUGUGUUCUUGGUCAGUGGCCUCAUUAUCAACCUACUGCAGGUCUGUACUCUACCUCUGUGGCUGGUCAGUAAGCAGCUGGCUCGCAGGAUCAACAUCAGACUGGCCUAUUGCAUCAACAGCCAGUUGGUAGCUGCCCUCGAGUGGUGGUCGGGGACAGAAUGCACGCUCUAUACCGAUCCAAAGAGUUACGAACUCUAUGGAAAGGAGAAUGCUGUUGUGGUUCUCAAUCAUAGUUUUGAGAUUGACUUCCUUUGUGGCUGGACGUUCUGUGAAAGAUUUGGAGUUCUAGGGAGUUCCAAAGUCUUGGCCAAGAAGGAGCUGGCUUAUGUUCCGGUAAUCGGUUGGAGUUGGUACUUUCUGGAGAUUGUUUUCUGUAAGAGAAGAUGGGAGGAGGACCGGAGAACAGUGGCUGAAAGUCUUCAGAACCUGCAUGACUACCCUGAAAACUUCUGGUUCUUGCUUUUCUGUGAAGGAACUCGCUUCACAGAAAAGAAGCACCAGAUCAGCAUGCAGGUGGCCGAGAGUAAAGGUCUACCCAAGCUGAAGUAUCAUCUGCUGCCCAGGACUAAAGGAUUCUGGGUAACUGUCCAAAACCUCAGAGGAUCCGCUGCGGCCGUUUAUGAUUCAACACUGAACUUCAGAAACAAUGAAACGCCUUCACUGCUUGGGAUUUUAAAUGGAAAGAAAUAUCAUGCAGAUCUAUAUGUGAGGAGAAUCCCUCUAGAGCAGAUCCCAGAAGAUGAGGCAGACUGUGCUGCUUGGCUCCACAAACUCUACCAGGAGAAGGACAGCUUUCAGGAACAUUACGCACAGACUGGACGAUACCCUGGCCCCAUAGUGAGCCCUGCACGCCGACCUUGGACCCUGAUCAACUGGCUCUUCUGGUCCUGCCUGCUCCUCUACCCAUUAGGGUUGCUUCUCAGUCAGCUCGUCAGCUCAGGAUCUGUUCUCACCCUUGUAGUAUCAGUGGCUCUCUGCUCCGCAGCAUCACUGGGAGUUCGUUGGAUGAUCGGCCAGACAGAAAUCAACAGAAGCUCCAAUUAUGGAAAUAAGCCAGCUUCCCUGAACAACAAUUAAAUAUUCCUGACUUGAUUUUGAGCUGCUUCUGUGCAACGCUGCUCAUCCACAGGCCUUGGACUGGCAGGACCUUGUCAGUCAAGCUUGACAGAUGACCUUGUUAAGAACAAAAUGGAAACGCUACAUCACUAAAAUCUGUUUUAUAUCAGUCGCAGGGACUUGCAAUAAAUUUGAAGAUGACAUUUUUUGGAUGUCAAAAUGUGUGAAAUGGUGGGAUGAUAGUAUAAAACAGGUAUAUUUUUGGUACAUUUAUAUUGGUUAAUUUAAUUGCGCUAGUGUGUGUCAGUGUUUUUGUGCCGAGCAGAGAGUAAAGUCACAGCAGCUGCUUCAUUAGGUACUAGAUUUGAAAAAACAACAAUGAAAAACACCUGACACUUCAUUAUUUCUUCUAAAAUGACCCAAAAAGGUCAACACUGUUUCGUACUGGAUCUGAUUGGAUAAACACAACAUUACAGUAACAUUAUAAGGAGCUGUUGACAGCUCUUGCACAAUGACGCACGUGUUGACUGUAAACAGUAGUGUCUGAUGAUGGUGCAUUUCACAUUUCAGCAGUCCAAACACUCCAACUUGACACCUCCACUUCCUACACUGACCUCUGGCGGUUGCAUGCUAACCUGACGCAAGGCAUAAAUUCUGGAUACCGUUUAUAAUAAAAAGAGUUCGAUGAAGUCUGACUGUCGCUACUAACACAGGAUAAAAAUGUGUGCUUUAUUUUAAGGCAAUAAUUGUAUGAUAAUAAUUACCCCCUUAUAACUUCCGUCAUAUAUUUACAUUUGACACGUGUAAAUAUUUGAUAUAUUUAGUUUGGUUUCGCUUAAGCCAUUCAGAAAAUGACCACUGAUCACCGUGAUGCCAUUUUUCUAUCCUGAAUACAAACAGUAAGGGCGGCUCACUCAUUAAAACAAUCAUAAAUAUGUAAGCUGUAAGAGACUAAAACUUUUUUUGAUUGUUACCUGUUCCAGAUGACAUCUAAUGUAAAUGUGCAGUUUUGUUAAAACUUGAUGAUGUGCAUCUGUGUUUUAUACCAAAGUAAUGUUUGAUUCUGGUGUGUUGGUCUCAAUAAAUUGCUAUUCUCUAAUAUAUUUUUUUCCUGUUUUAUUUUAAUAUGAUCAGGAGUUGGUCUUCACUGUGUGUCUUUAACUUGACAGUUAAAAGUCCCCAGAUUAUAAUCUGCUGAACAGGUCCUGUAAUUGUUUAUAACAUAAUUGCAAAAGUAAUUAAAUUCAGAUUUGUUUAUUGUAUGUUAUCAUAUUUAACAUAACGGAUGCUCCCACCGAUUAUUGCAGGAGCUACACCAGGAUGUCAUAUCCUCCCAUGUGAACAACUGACCGAUUAGUGCUGGGCUUUUUGCAUUAGCCUCUGUAGCAACUAAAUUUGCUGACAUCACUUCAUUGUCUACUACAGUCCUUAAAAAUACAUAGAUUUGGCAACUUUACUCCCACUGAUCAGAUGA
Molecule: messenger RNA, 3503 nt
Organism: Cynoglossus semilaevis (tongue sole)
Lineage: Eukaryota; Metazoa; Chordata; Actinopteri; Pleuronectiformes; Cynoglossidae
Gene: agpat4
Product: 1-acylglycerol-3-phosphate O-acyltransferase 4 (lysophosphatidic acid acyltransferase, delta)
Exons: 9
Coding region: 917-2050 (377 amino acids)
Cellular component (GO): mitochondrial outer membrane; endomembrane system
Molecular function (GO): 1-acylglycerol-3-phosphate O-acyltransferase activity
Source: RefSeq, a predicted model, not a curated record